Messenger RNA from Oncorhynchus tshawytscha (Chinook salmon), 1949 nucleotides. Its product is annotated as interferon-induced protein with tetratricopeptide repeats 1-like. The transcript is spliced from 2 exons. Gene Ontology annotation, cellular component: cytosol. The record is from RefSeq and is a predicted model, not a curated record. Bases 32 to 1375 code for a protein of 447 amino acids. Gene Ontology annotation, biological process: defense response to virus. NCBI's taxonomy places the organism in Eukaryota, Metazoa, Chordata, Actinopteri, Salmoniformes, Salmonidae. Gene Ontology annotation, molecular function: protein binding.
UCAUUUGCUCUUGAAACUCAGAGACGACAAGAUGGCUUUCUCUUGUCCAACUAAGAGAAUGGCUCAGAACUCCUUGAAAAUUAAGCUGCAGGAUUUAGAAUGCCACUUCACCUGGAAGCUGGACUGCAGCAGAUCUAAACUAGAAAGUCUCAGACAUACCCUGAUAGAUAUCAUCAGCAGCGAGGGGGUUCAAUGUUCCUGGACGGGUCAUCUGUACAACCUCCUGGCUUACCUACACCACGCUUUGGGCUCCACAGAGGACGCUCUUCAAUACCUGAAGAAGGCUGAAGAGGCCAUUCGCCUAAACAGCCCAGACGACGUGGAGCUAAGUCUGGUGGUCCACUAUGGGAACUUGGCCUGGGUGCACUAUCACCAAGGGGAGCUGACAGAGAGCCAGACCUAUGUGGAGAAGGUGGGGAGACUACUGAGGGACAACCCCUCACCCUGCCCAGGUGUAGUAUGGGGAGAAAAGGCCUGGACUUUGAAUAAGUUUGAUGUAAGCAAGAGGAAGGAAGCGGUAUAUUGCUUCCGGAUGGCCUUGAAAGGGGACCCUGAGAACAAGGUGCUGCGCUGUGGUUAUGCCAUAGCAUUUAGUAAAUCUUUUGAAAAUAAAGACAUUACCCCGAGGCUGCGAUCUGAGAUGUUGGCGCACCUACGGAUUGCUAGAGAAUUGGAUCCAGAACAUUUGACCAUCACAGUGAUGUACCUGCAGAGGCUUGCAGAUAGCGGCCAGGUUGAGGAAGCACGUAAACUUGCAGAGGAAGUGAUAGAGAAGCCUUUGGACAGCUUUGGUGGAUUUGGACACUUACUAUCAUUUUUCAGAGAUUACGUCUCUCAUGAUUCAAGCAUUGACCUGGCAAGAAGGACCCUGGAUAGACACCCUGAUUCACGCCAACUGAAAAAGCAUCUUGCGCAGUGUUACAAAUGGAAGAUUUUCUCUCCGGAAGAGAAAAGGAACCCAAUGAGGCAUAUUCUGAUUGAAAAUGCAGUCAGCCUUUAUGAAGAGUUGGUCACACUCUACCCAAAAUCCCUUGCAGUUAAACUGGAACUGUCUGCCAUGUACAAAGAAUCUGGCAGAGUUGAUAGAGCAGAUAAGAUUUUCGAGGACCUGCUUCUUGAAAUAGAAGGAAUGGAACCACAGGAUUUACAAAAAUUCUACAACAGGUAUGCCCAACAUCUGUUUUUUGCCAAACACGAUGCUUCCAGGUCAAUUGAUUUCCACAAGAAGGCAGUAGAGAUUAUGCUACCCACUGGCCAACGUGACAGCAGUAUUCGUGUUUUGUUGUCAAAUGUCCAUAACAGAGGAGACAGAGCUGAGGAAAUUGUUGACUUUCUGCAUGGACUUGAUAGAGAAGGUGCUGUCAGCCAGUUCUAGACCUUUUUUUACAAUAAAGGCUUGAAUUAACCAGAACUGCUUGUCGAAUCAGUAAAAUUUGCAUAACCUGUUUAUGAUUGAUUCAUGAGGAAAAUAUAUUCACUAUACCACUAGGACAAAUCUAGGGCAAUCUAGGACAAAUUUUAAUUUAGUACAAACUGAAUACCUUCGUAUUCCAAAUGUCUGUGCUCAAUUUUACUACUGGAAUUGCUGAGAGAUGCAUGAUCAUCAAUACUAACACUGGAAAGGAAAUUCAAGGCUGAGAGUAAAGUCAUAAAUAUGUAGGCCUAACAUGACAAUAUCUGUCUGGAAUCCACAUUUUGAAUUGAGUCUGUACAAGUUAACUGCGGACAAUGUACUGCAGACAAACUAAUAUGUUAUUUUAAAUGUUUCAUUAUAGAGUAGAGAGGUCCUGUAUAGCCUGACAGACAGACUAUCCAGAACAAUAGGAUAUAUAUUUUUUUCUUUCUUCACACUGGGCACAAUACAUAGAAAAUGAAAAUGUAUGUAAUGUGUAAUAUUAUACUGUCUAAUAUCUUGUAAGUUCUUGUGAAAAUAAAGGUGUUCUGUUCUA